Homalodisca vitripennis (glassy-winged sharpshooter) is the source of this 2732-nucleotide messenger RNA. RefSeq names its product hippocampus abundant transcript 1 protein. Lineage: Eukaryota; Metazoa; Arthropoda; Insecta; Hemiptera; Cicadellidae. The transcript is spliced from 12 exons. The record is from RefSeq and is a predicted model, not a curated record. Gene Ontology annotation, molecular function: transmembrane transporter activity. Gene Ontology annotation, cellular component: membrane. The coding region runs from base 156 to 1658 and encodes 500 amino acids. Gene Ontology annotation, biological process: transmembrane transport.
UUGCUUAUUUUUGUCCACAGCUAGUUCAGUAUUACAAGACAACUGUCAAAUGUAGAGUGAUAAUUUUUGUGAAGUGGUGAAUAAUGAUGUCGCAGAGAUUUAUAAUGUUGAAUAAUAAUUCGGAGUCGAGAGUUUAUUGCGGAUGAUUUUAUUUCAUGUAUAAUAUGCCAACAAAAACUCCCAAAAAAGUAGUUGGUAUGAUCAUAAGGAGCAGAAAACCAAUCCUCAAAGAUAGUGUUAUGACGAGCUCUGGAAUUGGUGAACCAAGUGUCUACCAUGCUCUUAUUGUCAUCUUCUUGGAAUUUUUUGCCUGGGGUCUCCUGACCAUGCCAAUUAUUGCUACUUUAAACGACACGUUCCCAGACCACACAUUCCUUAUGAAUGGGUUAAUUAUGGGCAUUAAGGGACUCUUGUCCUUCCUCAGUGCCCCUUUGAUCGGAGCACUGUCUGAUGUUUGGGGCCGCAAGUUCUUCUUACUCAUCACAGUUUUCUUCACAUGUGCACCUAUCCCACUAAUGACUAUAAACACAUGGUGGUUUUUUGCAAUGAUCAGUAUUUCGGGGGUGUUUGCUGUCACAUUCUCAGUAGUGUUUGCUUAUGUAGCAGACGUUACGGAGGAGCACGAGCGCAGUUUAGCAUAUGGUCUGGUGUCUGCAACGUUCGCAGCUAGUAUGGUGAUCAGCCCGGCACUGGGAGCGUACCUGAUGGAUGUGUACAGUGAGAGUGUUGUGGUGGCGUUAGCUACAGCAGUCGCGAUGCUGGACGUGUUCUUUAUUCUAGUAGCAGUUCCAGAGAGUCUUCCAGAGAAGGUUCGGCCAUCGUCAUGGGGUGCCCCCAUCUCUUGGGAACAGGCUGAUCCAUUUGCUGCCCUGCGCAAAGUGGGCAAGGAUCACACAAUUUUAAUGUUGUGUGUCACCGUCUUCUUGUCCUACUUGCCUGAGGCCGGCCAAUAUUCGUGUAUAUUUGUCUAUCUAAAACUGGUGAUGGGAUUCAGCGUUAUCAUGGUGGCAGUGUUUAUUGCGGUGGUCGGCAUUCUCUCUGUAUGCGCUCAAGUAGUGCUGGGCAUUCUGAUGCGCUCACUGGGCAGCAAACACACCAUCAUGGUGGGUCUGCUGUUUGAGAUGCUUCAACUCAUGUGGUAUGGGUUCGGUUCACAGACGUGGAUGAUGUGGGCAGCAGGGAUUCUUGCAUCAGUGUCCAGCAUCACAUAUCCAGCCAUCAGUGCAUUUGUUUCGAUGCAUUCUGAUGCUGAUAAACAAGGGUUGGUCCAAGGGAUGGUGACGGGGAUGCGAGGGCUUUGUAACGGCCUGGGCCCUGCCAUGUUUGGGAUCAUUUUCUAUCUGUUCCAUGUAGAUCUCAACGAUGAUCCAACUCAGAGCAGGGACCGUGGGGGGGACAACGGUACUAUGGGUCACCCUGACACCAUGCCUCAGCUAGUUCCUGGCCCUCCAUUCGUAUUUGGGGCAUUACUAGUAAUCUGUGCUCUUCUAGUCGCUGCUUUCAUUCCUGAAGGUGUGGGUGUGGGGUCGAGUCUCCGAACUACCUCCAGAAGACAAUCAGGUCUGUCCAUGGAGGUCCACUACGAGAUGGAACGGAGCAAGAAACAUGACGGAAUCAGUCCACUGUCACCUCUUGUGGACAACUCGGGCCUACUGUAACUGUAGUGUAAGAGAUAGUAUUACUUGUAAGAUACUUGCGGACCCACCGCUGCUGACCUGCAUACCAAAGCUUUAGUUUUAUUUCCUCUGCAAACGGUUGUGCGAGACUUAACAGUGUACAAAGUAGGCUAAGCUAUGAACUACGUCAUCAGUUUUAACUUAAUGAUAAGUUUAGCCGUUGUUAAAAGAGCUAAUAUAAUAUGUAAAUGACGAAAAUCCAAGAUACAUAAUUUUAUUGUUGAUAUUAUUGUUGAAUUUGUCGGUUUUGUAUUGGGUUUGUAUAGAUAAACAAUUAGCAAUGAUCUCCCUGUCACGCUAAUAGCUGUACUGUUAGUUACAUAAUGUAUCACUUGUACAUUUCCUAGUGUAAUUUUAAUUUUUUUGUAAAAUUGUAAGUAAUAAUAUUGACACAGCAAGUGGCUUCACUGGCAUUUAUAUAGGUGAAUGGGUUUAUCAAAAUCCCCAACAUGUGUGACAUUAGGAGGGCAUAACUUAAAGAGCACAUUUGUAUAAAUGACGAAACGUUUCAGUUUCAAACACCUCAUUUUGAAUUUGAUACAUUUAAGAAUAGAAAUAAGUUCAAUAUUUUAUGGACUAAGCUUGUAAAUUGAUAAUUUAUUAAGCAGUUCUACACUGCUGUGUUACUCAAAAGUAGCAAAGUUAAUUUCUAAGUUGAAUUCUUCUAGAAAAUAUUACUCUAGAGAUUAAUUUGUUUUCUUACAUUCUUAUUUCCAACAUUCAGUGCUUUUAAGUUAAAUUUAAGAUAAUUUUGAAAGUUUUUGCAUGAAACCAAUGAAAACAACAGAAACUAAUUAAUUAUAUUGGUAUUAAUGAAAUCAUAUACGGUCAACUAUGUCCGUUUAUUGUUGUUAAAAUUGUAUAGUUGAUUUAUAUAAUUCAUAUAAAAUUAUUUUUUCAUUUCUCACUCUCCAUUCUCAUAGGGCUGUUAGAUAUUGUAACGAAAAAUGUUCUUCAUGUUCUAUAACCAGUUUUUAAAGAUAUUUUUCUACAAUAUUAUACAAUUCUUAUUAUAUUAAGUUAUUUCACAUUUCUAUAAUAAAUUUUUAGAGUAUA